This is a messenger RNA of Wyeomyia smithii (pitcher-plant mosquito), 1305 nucleotides long. RefSeq lists its product as uncharacterized. The transcript has a single exon. The record is from RefSeq and is a predicted model, not a curated record. Lineage: Eukaryota; Metazoa; Arthropoda; Insecta; Diptera; Culicidae. Bases 1 to 1305 code for a protein of 434 amino acids.
AUGCAGUGGGACAAAAUUGGAUCGAAAACCAACAUAAACCUGGACAUGUUCCUAGAACUGAUCGAGUUUUGCGUCAAGAACAGCUUCUUUUACUUCAGAGGUCAACACUUCCGGCAAGUAUUUGGAACGGCCAUGGGGAAUCCCUUAUCGCCUAUCCUGGCAGAUAUAGUCAUGGACUCCUUGAUGCAAACAGUUAUUAAAAAGCUACCAUUCGCCAUACCCAUUGUACGCAAAUAUGUAGAUGACCUCUUCAUAGCCCUCCCCAGACAACAUAUACAGUUCACCCUAGAUGCAUUCAAUGCAUACAAUGAACACCUGAAAUUCACCAAAGAGGAAGAACAAAAUGCACAACUCCCGUUCCUAGAUCUGACAGUAAUACGAUAUCCCGACCAAACAUUGCGUACGCAGUGGUAUGCUAAGCCGAUGGCAUCUGGCCGCAUACUCAACUAUCACUCUUUUCACCAACUAACGAUGAAGAUAAAUGUAGCGCAGAACUUUAUUGAAAGAGUCAUCAAACUAACAUCAACGGAUAACAGCACACAAUGGCAACGCAACACGAUCUUCGAACACCUGAGACGGAAUAACUACCCACCUUCACUAAUCAACAGACUGAUCAACCGCUGCUCCAACGCAAUGAAAGCAAAAACGCUAUCCAACACAGCAACUCCAAGCGCAUCGAAUCAUUGUACUCCGGUGAACACAGAAACUACCUAUCGAUCACUGCCAUUCAUCCCGAAAUUGACCACAGCCAUAGUGAAACACCUGCAAGCCGAUUUUCCGCACCUAAAAAUUACACAAAAACCUAUUGAAACAGUAUCUAACAUAGUCAAAACCAUGAAAGAUCCCAUCGAACCGCUGCUGCAACCAAAUGUUGUUUAUAGUUUGCCCUGCAAUGACUGCCAUAUGCAAUAUAUAGGCAUGACACGCAACCAACUGAAAACCCGACUGUACGGACAUAAAUCCAACAUCAACCAAUACAAAUGGUUGAUAGAGGAUGGUGCUAACAGUCGUGAUAAUUCGAUGGUUAACCUCGAGGGCAAAACAGCCAUGAUGGAACACAUCAUCAAACACCAACACAUGUUCGACCUCACCAAGGUAGAAAUAAUAGACAUAAGCAGGCACACAUGGGCACUACCAAUGCUAGAAAUGUGUCAUAUCGCCAAUACAGACAACACUGUUAACCAUCGAAAUGAUAUCGAUGGCAUCAACACUGCUUACGCUGGAAUCCUACACACGAUCAAAAACUACACCCGCCGCAGAAGCAAUACUCAACACCAACAAACCACCCCUAGUAGCUCACCGUAA